Messenger RNA from Notolabrus celidotus (New Zealand spotty), 8175 nucleotides. RefSeq names its product sidekick cell adhesion molecule 1b (gene sdk1b). NCBI's taxonomy places the organism in Eukaryota, Metazoa, Chordata, Actinopteri, Labriformes, Labridae. Gene Ontology annotation, molecular function: protein binding. The record is from RefSeq and is a predicted model, not a curated record. Gene Ontology annotation, biological process: cell-cell adhesion.
GCAGGCUGUACUUCUGUGCUGAUAUGGACUUCACCAGCUGAGCCAUGUGGAGCUGCCCACUUAGUUUUGGACACCGAAGCUGGGGAGCUCGGAUCUUUGCUUCACCGGGAGCUUUUCUCUCACUUCUGUUUAAUUCGUGCGCUGGGCAGAGGGCGAGUUGCAGCACAGCACAGCACAAGCACCGGUGGACCUGGGCAGUGUGUCUUAACCUCAUCCCGCCUGAAGAAACAGGGGAUUUGCUGCUUUUAGGACUCCCCGGAGCGUGCAAAAAAGGAACCACUGUGGGAAAGAUGAUGGUGACAGGGGCCACUCGGAGUGGGAGCCGGUGUCCGCCUCUUUUUCUCCUGCUUCUUCUCGGCAGCAGCUGCCACAUGUUGCAUGGUCAAGAGGUGGCUCCCUACCCGCGAGGAGGUGGACUGGGGCAGCAGGUGGUGUUGGAGGGAAACAGACUGGUGCUGACCUGCCUGGCUGGAGGCAGCUGGCCUUUGCAGUAUCGCUGGACUCUAAACAACAGCAACAUCACAGAGUGGACACCACAGUACAGGUUUUUUGUGCCAUCUCUGAAAAGGACUGAUGCUGGCUUGUAUCAGUGUAUGGUGAGGAACAGGAUGGGAGCGGUCAUUCAGAGGAGAACGGAGGUGCAGGUGGCCUUUUUGGGGAACUUCUCCGCUGAUGAACAGAGGAAGACCGUGACUCAGGGGCGAGCAGCCAUCAUCAGCCAGCCUCUCCUCGCCUCCUUCCCCCGACCUCUGGUCACAUGGUUCAAAGACGGAAACAAGAUAAUCCCUAACAACAGAAUAACAAUCACCUUGGACAAUCAGCUGGUCGUCCUGGCAGCCACAGCGGCGGAUGCCGGGCGUUACCACGUGGAGGCGGUGAAUGAGAUGACGGGAGAGAAUGUGACGAGUCCCUCCGUCUACCUGAGCAUCUCAGAUCCUGAAUCAGAAGUUGUGGCUCCAGCGAUUGUGAUCGGACCCAAAGACACUACAGUGGUGGCCGGCAACGAAGCGACACUGGAGUGCAUUGUGAAUGCCAGACCAGUGAACAGUGUUGUGAUGUCGUGGAAACGUGAUGGGCGUCGGCUUACCGGUGGGCGUCGGCUCAUUAUCCCUGCCCCUACCUCUUCUGACACGGGGUCGUACGUUUGUGAGGCGUCAUUCAGCAACAGCACUGCCAAACCUGUGGAAGGACGGGCACAACUCACUGUGAUAGAACCUCCUUCUCUAACUGCUCAACCCAAGAGGAAGAUCGUGGCAGACCUGGACAGGAAUGUGGACAUCCCCUGCCAGGCUACAGGCGUGCCGCAGCCCAGGAUAGAGUGGUAUAAAGACACAGUGCCCCUUUCCAAACUGGCCAACCCUCGCUACAAGAUCAGCGCAGCAACCGGUUUGACGGUGCGCCGGGUGCAGCCGGGAGACGGGGGAAUAUUCCAGUGCAUCGCCCGCAACGCUGCUGGAGAGACGCAAGCCCACUCACAACUCCUCGUCUCCAGCAUGGCCCCCACAUUGACAUUCCCCCCGUCUGACCAAACAGUAACUGAUGGGAAAACGGCCCUGUUUACCUGCCAGACUAGCGGCGCCCCAAAACCUGCCAUCACCUGGAGGAGAGGAUCACAGGUUUUAGCUAGCGGCUCCGUGCAGGUUCCCAGGUUCACACUGUUGCAGUCUGGUGGUUUGGAGAUUCAGCCAGUCAGCUUCCAGGAUUCAGGAGAGUACACGUGCAUCGCCUCCAACUCUGAGGGAACCAUCAACACGACCGCUUCCCUCACCGUCUGGAGUCGUACCAUCAUCUCUGUGCCUCCAACAAACCAGCGUGUUAUCAAAGGCACCACUGCUGUCCUGGACUGCAAUGCCACACAUGACACCAAAGUUAAUGCCAGCUACAAGUGGGACCGAAGUGGUGUGUUAGUCCUCCCGUCCAGUGGGGGUCGUGUCUCUGUGCGCCAGGGCCUGCUCACUAUUGGCCAGACAUGGUCAGGGGAUAUCGGGGAUUACACCUGUACAGUGACAUCAAAGGCUGGCAACGACUCUCGCACUGCACGCCUGGAAGUCAUUGAGCUGCCACACUCUCCUCGCUCCCUGACCGCCAGCCUCAAUGACUCUGACUCCCGCUCUGUCCUCCUGUCCUGGCUACGCCCCUUUGAUGGGAACUCCCCACUUCUGUACUAUUUGCUGGAGCUCUCUGAAAACAACUCACCGUGGAAGGUCUACCUAUCAGAGGUCGAUCCUGUGGUGACCGAGAUGUCGGUGGGCGGGCUCACACCUGCCCGGACCUAUCAGUUCAGACUCUGUGCUGUCAAUCAAGUGGGCAGGGGUCAGUACAGCGGUGAGACGCAGAGAUUGAUGCUGAGGGAGGAGGCCCCCAGUGCUCCACCAAAGAAUAUCGUAGCAAGUGGGCGGACAAACCAGUCCAUCAUGGUCCAGUGGCAGCCACCGCCAGAGCCACAACUCAACGGGGUCCUUCGAGGAUAUGUACUCAGGUACCGUCUGGCAGGGCUGCCGGGGGACUACCAGGAGAAGAACAUCAGCAGCCCGGAGACCAACUACUGUCUGCUGAAAGAUCUGAUCAUCUGGACACAAUACCAGAUCCAGGUGGCUGCGUACACCGGGGCGGGCCUGGGCGUCUAUAGCAGCCCUGUCAACGAGUACACUCUGCAGGGAGUCCCCACAGCCCCUCCGCAGGACGUGGAAGUUGUAGCUAUCAACUCGACAACCAUUCGCUUCACCUGGAACCCUCCACCGCAGCAGUUUAUUAAUGGCAUCAACCAGGGAUACAAGCUGAUGGUGUGGCCAGAGCAGUCUCCAGAGGAGGUUACUGUGGUUACAAUCACGCCUGAGUAUCCUGGGUCACGCCACACUGGGUUAGUCAGUGGACUCAAGAAAUUCACCUGGUACUUUGGCUCCACCCUCUGCUUCACCACACCUGGAGACGGGCCACGUAGCGCACCCAGCCUGCUGCAGACACACCAGGAUGCCCCUGGACCUGUUCGCCAGCUGAGCUUCACUGAAAUCUUGGAUACAUCUCUCCGAGUCAGCUGGGCAGAGCCUGAAGACAAAAACGGCAUCAUUACAGGCUAUGAUCUGUGGUGGGAAGUGUCUAACGUCGAGUCGAGUCGCGAGGAACGUUCCCUGCCCAACUCCACCCUGCAGUACCAGCUGACCGGCCUCACCUCCACCACCGUGUACACACUACAGGUGGCAGCGCUCACUGCUGCAGGACGGGGUGUAGUCACAUCCUCUACCAUCUCUACUGGAGUCCCACCAGAACUUCCUGGUGCACCAUCUAACCUGGUCAUCUCCAACAUCAGCCCUCGGACGGCAACAAUUCGGUUCCGCCCUGGAUCUGAUGGCAAGACCCCCAUAUCCCAGUGGAUUGUGGAAGGCCAGGUAGUGAAAGAGGACAGAAAGACAGACAUGUGGAGAGUUGUCUACCAGAAAGACAACCAGCCAGAUGCAGACAUGCUGGAGAUCCCCGACCUCACUCCUUUCACCCAGUACAGGUUCAGGAUGCGGCAGGUGAACAUAGUGGGCUCCAGUCCUAUGAGCGCCCCCUCCCGGCUGAUUCAAACCCUGCAGGAUGCCCCCGAUACAAACCCUUCUAACCUGACCCUUCUGUCUUCAGCGCAGACCAGCCUGUUCUUUGUCUGGAAGCCUCUCCCAGUGUCAGAGUACAACAGCAAUCCAGAGACUGUGGGAUACCGUCUGCGUGUGAGGAUGACAGACAGCAAAGGGGAGGACAGGACUGAGGAUGUGGAGGGAGAGGGGGAAACCAGUGAGGCCACAAUAGGAGGCCUGAAUCCCUGGACCCAGUACCAGGUCCAGAUACAGGCGUACAACUCCAUAGGAUCUGGACCAUGGAGUGAAGCUGUCGCUGCACAAACUACAGAAUCUGUUCCAUCUGGACCUCCGCUCAAUGUGACGGCUGAGGCUAUGAGCUCCACCAGGAUCCUCCUCACAUGGACCGCUCUCCAACGAGCAGAGAAGAACGGGGUUAUACUUGGAUAUAAGGUGUUGUACAGCGAGAAAGAUUCAGAAGGUCCUCCCAGCGUUCAGGUGACAGAAGGAGAGUUGAGCAUGUCACUGCUCCUCGGGGCACUCCAGAAAUACACAAUGUACUCGCUGCAGGUGCUGGCAUACACACGGCUGGGUGACGGGCCACCCAGCAACCCCAUACUGCUAAGAACCAAAGAGGAUGCCCCAGGUCCUGCUGUCAGGAUGAUGUUUCCAGAAGUUCGACUGUCAUCAGUUAGGGUGGUUUGGCAGCCACCCACCAACCCAAAUGGCAUCAUACUAGGCUACCAGAUCUCAUACCGCCUGGAUAUCAGGGACCCUCAGCGUUGGACCACAGUGGAAGUGGGCUCCAACGCCCGACAGUUUACCGUCACAGGACUCUCCCCUGAACAGACCUAUGUGUUCCGGCUCACUGCUCGUACUGCUGUGGGCUGGGGGGAAGAGCAGGAAGCCAUGGUUGUUACCACUGAACGAAGAGAGCGCCCGCAGCCUCCCAGGAAGUUGUCUGCUCCUCAGGAUGGGAUUGAAUCUCGCCAUCUCCGCCUCCACUGGGUGACAGGGAGCUCAGGCUCCUCCCCCCUGAGGUACUUCACUCUGCAGACCAAAGAGCUGCCCAGAGGGGACUGGAUCACACACACCGCUGACAUCCCGCACAAUAUGACCAGCUGGACCGUGGACAGGCUGAAGCCCUUUACAUCGUAUAAGUUUCGGAUGCUGGCCACCAAUGAUAUAGGAGACAGUGUCCUCAGCAAAGAGACAGAGGCUGUUACGACUCUGCAGGAUGUGCCUGAUCAGCCUCCAGUGAUCCUCGCAGUGAAACCAACAACCACUACCUCUGUCCUGGUGCAGUGGAAGCGGCCAAGCAACGACAGUCUAAACGGUGUGUUGACUGGAUACCGGCUUUAUUAUAGAGAGCUGCCAGCAAACACCUCCACUCCAAAUGAAGUAGAAGCCCAGGCAACCAAAAACAACACCACAAGUGCCCUCAUUACAACUAAGAGCACCUUCAAGACGGUCAGCAGUGCCUCUCUUACCGAGUUUGAGUUGACACAGCUACAGAAGUUCAAACGCUACCAGAUUGUUAUGACGAGCUACAACAUCAUCGGAGAGAGCCCUCCCUCUGCUCCCGUCGACGUGUCUGUUGGAGAGGCAGCUCCAUCGGUGGCCCCUCAGUCCAUCAGAGUGUCUGCCGUGUCUCCCUCCAUCCUGGAAGUGACCUGGGACACACCCCCCCUCGAGACUCAGAAUGGACUCAUCCAAGGAUACAAGAUCCACUACUGGGAGAGAGACAAGCAGACCCAGAGUGAGAAGGUUAAAGUGAUUUUUGUCCCAGACACCCGGGUGCACCUCACCAACUUGACCAGCUACACACCUUACCUUGUCACCCUGACGGCCUUCAACACAGCCGGAGACGGUCCACCCAGUGACCCCCGUGGGGCCCGCACUAUGCCGUCUGCUCCCAGCCAGCCAGCUUCCUGUCCCUUCUCAGAGGUAACAGGUGUGACUGUCAAUGUGUCCUGGGGAGCUCCUCUCACUCCGAACGGACAGCUGGAGGGCUACAGAGUCAACUACAGCCCACUGCCCCUCGGAGUGAGUAAAGUGGUAACAGUGGAUGUAAGGGGCAGUUGGCAGCGCUGGCUGAAAGUUCGAGACCUGAUGAAAGGAGUGACGUACACGUUCAGUGUUCAGGCUCUCACCAUCGGCUAUGGACCGCCCAUACAUUGCACCCUCACCGCUCAGCCUGUGCAAGGCUCCCCUGGCUCACUUGAAAUGUCAUCACCCAAGACGUCUUCUGAGCUCACCAUCCACUGGACGGAGGGAGACACCGGUUCAGCACCCGUCACCGGAUAUGUUAUUGAGGCUCGGCCUGCAGAUGAAGGAGUGUGGGAUUCCUUCAUCCAGACUCCUUCCCUCCCGGCAGCAGGUCUGUUUCAGUGCCAGCUGGAGCGCCUGAGGCCGGGGAUCAGCUACGAGUUCAGAGUCAUCGCUGUUAAUCGCUAUGGUUACGGGCAUCCCAGUACACCCUCUGCUGCUCUUGCUGCGCUCUCUGAGCGUCCCUUCUACGAGGAGUGGUGGUUCCUGCUGGUCAUGGCUCUGGUGGGGCUCAUUCUCAUUCUGGUCCUGGUCUUCACACUGUUGCUGCACGGACACAACACCAAGUACAAGACCUGCGGUACAGUGAAGCACAUGUCUACAGCAGAGGAGUCAGUCACACUGGACAAUGGAGGUUUCACUGCUCUGGAGCUCAACAGCAGAACGCUCAACACUAAGAGCUCCUUCCUGAAGAAGAAUGGGACCAGGUCUCCUCCCAGGCCAACAGGUGUUCUUCACUACUCAGACGAGGACAUUGUAAACUAUAACGGAGCCGUGCUCACUGAGAGCACCACCCUCACUGAGAAACCCACUGAGGUCUCUGAGUCAGAGUUAACAGACAGCGACUACGAGGACGAGCAGCCCAAGCACUCUUUUGUUAACCACUACAUGAGUGACCCCACCUACUACAACUCCUGGAAGCGGCAGCCCAAAGGCCUUAAAGCAGCCAGCUCUCCUUUUCCCUACGAGGAGUGUGCCACGGGAACAGAGCCCUACUACCAGACCGUGGUCACCCAGCACAGCACGGGUGGGGCGUACACACCUACAGGGCAGCCCGCGCACACACACGUCAACCCUCACACCAACCCACCGGGGUCGCGCACACCUGUGACAGGAUUCUCCUCCUUUGUUUGACCCCAGAGACAAAAUCUGCACAAAUUAUUACACACAAUAUACUAAAUGAAGGACUUGGGCUGGUGUGUGUUUGGACUAAAGGAGACUAAGCUUGGAAAGGGGAGGACAAGGGGAGGAGACGUGGGACAGACUCAAUGCCCCAAAGACUGAACCUCCACUUCUCACUCGCCUUCUCCCCUUGUGCACCAAGAUCCUCACUGUGUUGACAGGAGUGUGUGUCGCUCUCCUGCUCUUUUACGCCUCUGUGUCACUGUGUUCACACACACACACACAUUUACUGUUACACACACCGAUAUUCUCGCCUGUUCCAGAGACUCCAUUGAGAGCUGAGAGUGAAGACUACUUGAUUCUACUUGAUUGCGUCGCUGUCGAAGGGGAGAAGCCGACCUCGAGCUGUAGGAACCUGGAAUUUCUGCACAACGCUUUGUUUUUUCUGUAUUUUCACUUAAAGUGCACAAACACAUGUACGCACUCAUUCUUACAGGAAGACGAACUUUAAGGUAGUGGAGGGUUAUUUAAAGACGACACAGAGAAGAGCAGCUUUCGUUCUUGUGCACACUGAGCUGUCAGCUUUAUAAUGCCACCACGGAGGACAAUGAGAAGUUACAAUCGAUAAUCAGCGCUGUUGAACUUGAUGAAGGAUGGAGAGCGAGUGUGGGAGGAGGGCGCUCACAGCUUAAGGCACUCAAAGUGAAAGCAAUGUGUGAUGAUUGAGUUUGGAAUAUAUGAAAAAGAAGUUUUUUAUUGUCUAAUGCCUGUUGUCAGAGCUCCUUCAUCCACAGCCUCCCAAGCCAUAGAAUUGCACUGAGCCCGACCCUACACAUUUCCACUUAAUCCUGUCCAGAUUUAAUUUUCUACGAGUUUGAGAGUGAUUUUGAGUGUGACACGUAUGCGUCGAAGCCUGCUCAUCUGUCUAUAUUGUUCACCGCUAAGAGAAGCGUGCCAUCGUAAGUAUGUUUGUAUUUUUAAGAUGGAUUUUGUACAAGGAAACUCUUUUUACGUGUGUGCUGUUGUUUGUAGUUUGGCCAUGUUUUUGUAAUUCAAAGGUAAGUAGGAAACCAGCACUGGAGCAAGCCCUCAGAGACUGACUGGCAAGAGGGGGAAAGGUGGAGACUGUUGAAGAAGAAGAAGAAGAAGAAGAAGAAGAAGAAGAAGAAGAAGAAGAAGAAGAUCAUCAGCAGAAUGAGUGUAGAACAAGAUUACAGGAUCUUUUACAGAAUCAUUCUUGUUGAAAUCAAGUGUGAUUAAACUUUGAAUCAUAAGUCCCCUCCGUCUGCAGCCGGGCUGACACACAUGGACUUUGUACCUCUCUUCAAGUGCACACUAAAAUCAUUUGUAAGUCUUUUUCUCUCAUGUAUAAUUUAAAGAUUCUCCUGCCUCACUCUGUCACGCUUGAUUUGAGUUCCAUACAGUGUGUGAAUAAAUGGUCAUUGUUUAA